Molecule: messenger RNA, 1587 nt
Organism: Lolium rigidum
Lineage: Eukaryota; Viridiplantae; Streptophyta; Magnoliopsida; Poales; Poaceae
Product: FBD-associated F-box protein At4g10400-like
Exons: 2
Coding region: 1-1386 (461 amino acids)
Molecular function (GO): protein binding
Source: RefSeq, a predicted model, not a curated record
AUGGGAAUGACCAAACCCGACCCCAGCCUUACGAGCGACUGGUCUGGGCUGGGCUCCAUCCUUCCGUGGGCCGUGGCUCGCUCGACGAACUACCAAGUUCCUUCUCACGGCCGACGGGACCAGACCAAGUUCUCCAGUCUCCUUCUCACGGCCGACCAUGGCCGCUCAAUCCCAGCGCCGGCCGUGGCUCUCUCCCCUCUGAAUCCCUCACUCAGCUCCACUCCUCUGCCCGACCGCUGCAGCCCAGCGCCGCCGCCGGCACUUCUCUCCCACUUGGCCCACGAUCCCAUCGCGGCUAAGCCCGACGCGGCGACCUGCAGGCGACGCGAGGAAGCGCGCCCUCCGCCGCGCUCGUCCGACGCAGCGACUCUCCCCGCCCCUCCCAGCUCUUCCCGACGCUCCUUUGCUGCAUCCUCCACGGUAUUGCUUCUUCUCAGCCUUCUCUUAGGUUACACAGUACGGCCGCCGGCCAUGAAGGAAGAGGAGGAGGCGGUGGCGGAGGCGGCGGCAGCGCGCGAUCCCAAGAGACGCAGAUCCGGUGGCCAGCAAGUGCCACCCGGGGGCGGCGAGGAGCAGGGAGGCCUCGGCGCCCUAGACCUCAUCAGCGGCCUCCCCGACGAGGUGCUCGGCACCGUCGUCUCCUUCCUCCCCACCAAGGACGGCGCCCGCACGCAGGUCCUCUCCCGCCGGUGGCUCCCCCUCUGGCGCUCCAACAUGGCGCCGCUCAACCUCGUCGUCGACCGCGACCUCUGCAGCGACCCAUCGCGCGCCGCGGCGGUGGUCUCCAAGAUCCUCUCCGACCAUCCCGGCCCGGCUCGCCGCCUCUCCAUCCACAUCAUCCCCCACCGCGGCUUCCGGGCCAAGGUCGCCCCCUGGUUCCUCUCCGAGAAGCUCACCGGCCUCCAGGAGCUCGAGGUCACCAACCCGCGCAGGAAAUGCUACCCUCUGCCACGCCACGCGCUGACCCGCUUCGCGCCCACGCUCCGCCUGCUCAAGCUCAGCGGCUGCCGCCGAUUACGCGAGCUGCCGAGUUUUCCGCGCCUCAAGCAGCUCAUCCUCAACGACGUCGGCAUCUCGGACGACUCUCUUCAACGCAUGAUCUCCAGCUGCGCGGUUCUGGAAAGCCUUUCGCUGCGGAGCGUGAGGUUUGGCCGCCUUUGCAUCAGUUCCCAGACCCUUAGGAGCAUUGACCUCCAUGCACUCCGCUCAAAAGGAUUGGAGCUGCUCAUUGAGGACGCCCCUUGUCUAGAGAGGUUGCUACCAGAUUUUCCAAAUGACGGUCUCGCGACCAUCAGAGUGAUCCGGGCUCCUAAGCUGCACAUAUUAGGUUUUUCUUGUCUGAGGGCAUAUCCACACUCAACCUUGGAAUUAAACUUGCGAAUGUAGAAGACAGGUGAAUGUUACUAGUUGUUAUGUGUUCUGCUUAGUUGGUACCGAUUGUUCUCUCCUGCUUGGUGUCGUAUUGUAAGCUGGUAGUACCUGAAGGCAACUAAUAUGUUUGGGUAUCUACCACCUGCUCUAAUGAGAAGACACAUGCUUGUGUUUUUUUAAUCUAAAACCAUACAAUAUAAAGUUUAGUUCUCCGCA